Messenger RNA from Phytomonas sp. Hart1, 930 nucleotides. The record is from the annotation of a GenBank genome assembly. Lineage: Eukaryota; Euglenozoa; Kinetoplastea; Trypanosomatida; Trypanosomatidae.
AUGUUCCACAACAGCUUCCAAUCCGGAUUUCUAUCCAUUCUCUACAGCAUCGGCUCGCGGCCUCUGCAAAUAUGGGAUACCAACGUGCAGAACGGCCACGUCAAGCGCAUCACCGAUGAGGACAUCCAAAGCAGCGUUCUUGAGCUGAUGGGGAGCAAUGUCAGCACCUGCUAUAUCACCUGCCCUUCCGACGCCAAACAGACCCUCGGCAUCAAACUCCCAUUUCUGGUGAUGAUUAUCAAAAACAUGAAGAAAUACUUCUCCUUUGAGGUGACCAUUCUGGACGACAAGAACAUCCGCCGCCGGUUUCGCGCGAGCAAUUACCAAAGCGCGACGAAAGUCAAGCCCUUCAUCUGCACGAUGCCGAUGCGGCUGGAUGAGGGGUGGAAUCAAAUCCAGUUCAACCUCGCGGACUUCACCCGGCGGGCCUACGGGACGAACUACGUGGAGACGCUGCACGUCCAAGUCCACGCGAAUUGCCGGAUCCGCCGGCUUUACUUCAGCGAUCGCCUCUACGCCGAGGAGGAGCUCCCGCCGGAGUUUAAACUUUUCCUCCCGGUGAUGUCCGCGACGGCCGGGGGGGGGCCGCCGCCGCCGAGGUCGACCCCGAGGAGGAGCGAAAAGCCCCGGCGAAGGAGCCCGCGGGGCUCGCCUACAACAAUACGAAUCCGGCGUCGACAAUGGGGGCCGCCGCCCCCCCGCCAUCCGCCGCCGCGGAGUAGGAUUGCCCCUUCGAUAUCCAUUUAUAUAAAUAAAUAUAUCGAAAGCGAAGGAGAAAAAGAAGUCGGAAUCCGAUGGGAAAAGGAAAAAAAAAAUAAAAAGGGGAAAAAAAUCAAGAAAGAACCCCGAACCCCUUCCUCCGCCCUUUUAGGUUGUGGAUGGAUCUUUGGGAAGUGCUCUUGUAUCUCGGAAAAUAGAAUAAAUAAAUAA